This is a messenger RNA of Aethalodelphis obliquidens (Pacific white-sided dolphin), 3359 nucleotides long. RefSeq names its product pentatricopeptide repeat domain 1 (gene PTCD1). Lineage: Eukaryota; Metazoa; Chordata; Mammalia; Artiodactyla; Delphinidae. Bases 233 to 2431 code for a protein of 732 amino acids. The record is from RefSeq and is a predicted model, not a curated record. Gene Ontology annotation, cellular component: mitochondrial matrix. Gene Ontology annotation, biological process: tRNA 3'-end processing. The transcript is spliced from 11 exons. Gene Ontology annotation, molecular function: tRNA binding; protein binding.
GCCCACCUGAAACCAUGCGCGCCGGGAGUUAGCGACGCGGACUGCGCCUGCGCAAGGUCUUCCGGACCGCGGAGACGGGUUCGCGGCGCCGCGGCGACGAGACUAGGGGGGCCCGGGCUCCGGACGAAGACUGACCAGAGGGGCAGCGAGGGUGACAGCCAGAGUCGGAGCCGGGGGCGUCCGCUGAGGAGACCGAGGCUCUAAAGGGAGGCCCUGGAGGGGAACACCAGAGAUGGACCUCGUGAGACUCUCGCGGCUCUUCUACGGCCCCUGCCCCAUGGGAUUGGCCAUCCUGCACCACCUUGACCCCCUCAGAGCCAGGUGGGCCGGAGGCAGGGAGGGGCCCAUGUGGCCGAGGGCCGCAGGGCUGAUUCGGCUAGCGCCAGCAGCCUUCAACAGCUCCCUCUCUCGGCUGUCCCUCGGCCCGCGGAGCCAGAAGAACACAGGCAGCCUGAGCUCUGACCCAGGCCAGCCCAGCCCCACGGCCACGCAGGAGGAAGGGGAGGAGGAGAGCUUUGGGACCCUUUCCGACAAAUACUCCUCCCGGAGAAUGUUCCACAAAUCGACGGCCCAGUUGUAUAACCUGCGGCUCAAGGAACAGAGUGGUGAAGAAGAUGAGGAAGGGGGGCUGCAGCCAGAAUCACGGCAGGGCCCAAGAAACACCCCUUGCUGGUACUUCUUUCAGUGCAAACGCCUGAUCAAGGAAGGAAAGCUGGCCGAGGCCCUGGACCUGUUUGAGAGACAGAUGCUGAAGGAGGAGCGACUCCAGCCCCUUGAGUGCAACUACACCGUGCUGAUCGGGGGCUGCGGGCGGGCUGGCUACCUGAGGAAGGCCUUCCAGCUCUACAAUGACGAGCUGAGAACAUCCUUUAUUCCAGCAAGAAUUCUUGGGAGCCCUAGUCUCGUCAUUUGGGCCUGGCCCUUAAUGAAGAAGCGAGACCUGGAGCCCUCAGAUGCCACCUACACAGCCCUGUUCAACGUCUGCGCUGAGUCCCCCUGGAAGGACUCUGCUCUGCAGAGUGCCUUGAAGUUACGGCAGCAGCUUCAGGCCAGAAACUUCCAGCUCAACUUGAAAACGUACCACUCCCUGCUGAAGAUGGCCGCCAUGUGCGCAGACCUCAGGAUGUGCCUCGAUGUGUUUAAGGAAAUCAUCCAGAAAGGACAUGCGGUCACAGAGGAGACCUUCAGUUACCUGCUCAUGGGCUGCAUCCAGGACAAGAAAACGGGUUUCCGAUAUGCCCUGCAGGUGUGGAGGCAGAUGCUGAGCCUGGGGCUCCAGCCGAGCCGGCACGGCUACAACCUGCUGUUGGGGGCAGCUCGGGACUGUGGCCUGGGGGACCCGGAGGUGGCCUCGGCGGUGCUCCUGAGGCCCAGGGAGGAGAUGGUCCUGCUCCAGCCCCCGGCAGGUGGGCGGCAGGCAAGGAGGAGAGACGGGGUCGGGGCGGACGAUAGCCUGUCAGCCAGGCUGCACGUGGAGGCCCUGGAGAGGCAGCUGUUUCUAGAACCUUCUCAGGCACUUGAGGGGCCUCUGGAGCCUCAGGAGGCCGGAGCCCGCGGCAAGGCCCAGCCUGGGGUGGAAACCAAGGUGGAGCCUGACCACGCUGUGGCCCCUGCGGCCCCGGUGCCGCCUCCCUGGGGGCUGGAGACCAACCUCCUGACCCCCGGGGCGGUCUCCUCGGCUGUGGUCUCCUUUGGGACCGUGACCACUCCAGCCGACAGGCUGGCCUUGAUGGGGGGCCUUGAGGGCUUCCUGGGAAAGAUGGCGGAGCAUGGGCUUCGGCCCGACAUCAAAACCCUCACGCUGUUGGCGGAGGUGGUGGAGCCCGGCACUUCCGCAGAGUCCUCGCUACUCACCAUCUUGGACGCGCAGCAAGUGGAGGCCGACCUGACCUUCUUCAACACGCUGAUGAGGAGGAAGAGCAAGCUGGGCGACCUGGAGGGGGCGAAGGCACUGCUGCCAGUCCUGGCAAAGAGGGGAAUCGUCCCUAACCUGCAGACAUUCUGCAGCCUGGCCAUCGGGUGCCACAGGCCAGGGGAUGGCCUGCAGCUGCUUGCAGACAUGAGGAAAUCCCAGAUGACCCCCAGCGCCCACAUCUACAGCACUCUCAUCAACGCAGCCGUCAAGAAGCUGGACUACGCCUAUCUCAUCGACAUCUUGAAGGACAUGAGGCGGAACAGGGUCCCGGUGAAUGAAGUGGUCAUCCGCCAGCUGGAGUUCGCAGCCCAGUACCCACCCACCUUCGACCGGUACAAAGGGAGAAACACCUACUUGGAGAAGAUUGAUGGUUUCCGAGCUUAUUAUAAGCAGUGGCUGAAAGUGAUGCCAGCAGAGGAAACCCCCCACCCGUGGCAGAAGUUCCGGACCAAACCAAAGGGAGACCAGGACACCGUCACUGUGGCCGAUGUGGACAGAGGCCCUGGGGGCAGGUGAUGGGGAGACCCUGGGGGACCUCCAGCAGAGCUGGAACAAAGUGCAUGGCCUUCACACGGCUCUGCGGGAGCCCCAAGAGUCCCUUUCAUAUUCAAGACACGUGAAUGUGCCGUGUAGCUGCAAGCUUGAGGGAAAGGUCUGGGCCACAGUAAGAGCUGCAGCUUUUUGCAGGCAUUGGUCUGAGGUGCCCAAGAAGUUCAUGGCAAGUCCAAGAGCAGCUUGGGCCACCUUGGUAUGUCAUCUUAGGCCCUCCUCGUCUGAGAGGUUGCCACCCCCAUCACUAAUGAGGAAAGUAAGUGCUCAGGGUCACACAGCACCUGUGAGGUGGAGUUAGGAUCACGCCUUAAGGGAGACUGGUCUCCAGGGCUUGGCACUGUCCCACUGGGUUCCACAGACUGCUGGCUCUGAAAGAAGGCAGGCAGGACCCAAAAGGUUUACUAGUUUUAUUUCUACAAAUCACAGCUGAUGAACACCAAAGCCUUCACAUGUAGAGACCAUGCUCCUACUCGGGCCUGGGGAACUGCUCUGAGGAAGAGCCGCUCCCAGGAAAGGGUGGCGUGACAGGCAGAAACCUGCGCAGUCCAGAGUCCAGGGCGGAGAGGGGUCGGGGCCGAUGGCCUCAGCCAGAGCAGCCCCGGCAGCCGCAGUGCGUGCACUCGAUGAUCCGGCCCUGCAAACAGAAGACAGCUGAGACCCCGUGCCCCUGCCACGGACCACACGCCCACACGCAGGAAUCCUCCUGUGGGAAGGGUGGCCACGGGACAUCCACUCCCCAUAGGACACUCCUCAGAAACCCUCUGCGACAGUGCUGGAUGGGGAAAAUUCGGUUCCCUCGUGAACAUGGAAACAGCUGCUGUUGACACUGCAGUUACUUCUCUAUGUGGAUUUAAUUUAUGCAAAUUCAGUGUACACACUUGCUCCCAAAAAA